CGUGUGUGUGCGGGUUUGGCAGAUAGUUCUUGAAGCUCUUGCAAGUGUCAAGGCAGCAUUGUUCAGGAAUGUUUGGGAUACAUGCAGGAUCACAUGCUCGGAUCGAGGCCCACUAAGGAUGGAGGCCCUGCUAAAUGAGUGGCUGUGGCAGGAGGAGUACUGGCUUCCUGCUGGCAUGCACUGGCAGGACAUUAGGAUGAAAGAGGACGAGGGCCGCUUUCCUCUACCCAGGGAUCUUAUCUACACCUUGCCUCUGGCCUUCGCCUUUAUAGCCCUCAGAUAUGUCUUUGAGAGGCUCAUCGCCAUCCCAUUAAGCAAAUGUUUAGGUGUGAAGGAUCGGAUUCGGAUUCGAGCUGCUUCCAUCCCAAAGCUGGAGACCUUCUACAAACAGAACAGUCGGCAACCAUCACAGAGUGAGGUGGUGAGCUUGGGGAAGCAGUGUGGACUCUCCCAGAGAAAGAUCCAGACCUGGUUCAGACACAGAAGGAACCAGGACCGACCCAGCAACACCAAAAAGUUCUGCGAGGCCUCCUGGCGUUUUGUCUUCUACCUUGUAGCGUUCACUGGAGGGCUCGGCUCUUUAAUUAAUACUCCAUGGUUCUGGGAUGACAGCGAGUGUUGGAGGGGAUAUCCCAAACAGCCGGUGGCCGAGGCUCAUCACUGGUAUUACAUCUUGGAAAUGGGCUUCUAUGUGUCCUUGCUUCUGUGUGUCUCUGUGGAUGUCAAGCGAAAAGAUUUCAAGGAGCAGGUGAUUCAUCAUAUCGCCACCAUAUUCCUCAUUGGUUUCUCCUACUGUGCCAACUUUGUGAGGGUUGGCACUCUGGUGAUGUUGGUGCAUGACUCUUCUGACUUCCUUUUGGAGUCUGCCAAGAUGUUGCACUAUGCUGGCUGGACGAGGACGUGUGACUCGCUGUUUGUCAUCUUCGCUCUGGUCUUCCUGGUGACGAGGCUGGUGGUGCUACCUGGCAGAGUGCUCUACUCAACCCUGGUAGUGUCUCUAGAGUUCUUCGGCCCUUUCCCUGGUUAUUAUUUCUUUAAUACGCUGCUGUUAGUGCUGCAAGCUCUCCACAUCUUCUGGGCUUAUCUCAUCCUGCGCAUGGUCUGCAAGUUUGUGUUCCUGGGCAAGGUGGAGCGUGAUGAACGUAGCGAUGAGGAGAGUGAGGUGGAUGAUGAGGAGGAAGAGGAGGAGCCUGAGGAAGGAGACGAGUGCAGCUGGGAACAAAGAAAAGGUGCAAUCAACUCCAAACUGGCAUCGCUGGCUAACAACUGUGUCCUGAACAACCUCACCAACCAGAGGAAUAUAAAUAGCAGACUGCCCAAAGCCAGAUAGUGGAGCAGCCUCCUUCCACAUCUACCAAGCCUCACUGGAAGAAAAAAGUUAUUUUUCCCUCCCGCCUAAUGGAGAUUAACUCAUGUCUGACAUAAUAUACAUACAUAUGGCUUGUGUACAUCCAACAUGGUCCAUUGAUGAUUUCUGAUCAGGGUAAGUCUGCAUCUUGCUUAUCUUGAAAAAAAGAGGGCAAAGAAGCACAGAUGAUUGUAAAUCUGCACAACCAGUGUGAGAUUAGGAAGAAACGCCAUUGUUACUGUCACCCAUACCACUACAUACUAUAAAAAUAUAUUUGGCAAAAAAAAAAAUUCGUUUACAACAAACCAUAUGAGUUCUUUUUGCAAAUUUUGUAUUUCUGUGGUUUCUUUUCAUUGAACUAUAAUAACUUGUUUGUAAAUACAUAAGCAUACAAGUACCUGGGCUGUGCUAUAAUGCAUCCUUUCUGUUGAACAAGAAAAACUAAAUGUUUUUUAUACAAAAUCAAACUGUUCUAAUCUAAUCUGUGGUAUAAUGUUUUAAACAGAGCAAACUAAAACAUAGAAUUAAUAGUAAUUCACUCCCACAGCUUUGUAUCCACAUACACGAUAUGGUUGAUUGUACAUAGACUAUUAAAAACAUUGAUUGUAGUAAAUCUGUUGAUAAACCACUUUAUAUAUAUAUUUUUUAUGAACCAAUUACUCAACAGGUCAUUUUAUGUUGUAAUCUGUGACAGAAUAUAAAAGGCUACUGAAGAAGUCCUUUAGGGAUGAUAGUUAUAUUUUUCUGUUUGAGCUUACUCCUUAGAAAAGAUAUGACGCCCUCUGGUGCACAAUGAAGAACAUAUCCUUGUAGAGAAUCCACUCCCCAUGUCUGAUGAAAUGAUGCCUUUACAAAAAAUGUUACUGCUCCUAGAAAUAUGGACCUAAAGCUAUAUGUGUAUGUGUUUGUUUUUUGUUUCUUUUUCUACUUUGAACAUUGUGACAGGCAGCAUGAUAUCUCAACUAGGCUUUUUGUUAUGGUUUGCUCUACUGGACUUUAGUUUUGUGCCUUGGCUGCUGUUUUUUACACUAUUCUGUGACAAGCACUUGAUAUUAAGCUCUGCGUGUAAGUAGGAUUACCUUUACUGGACAAACACACGGGCCAAGCCUUACUGUGACUGGUUCUGAUGUUUUGUGUGAAAUGUUGGUAAGGCUGCUGGUGCCUAGGUAAAACUUAAGUAUGCAUACAGAUGGGCAUUAGUGAAAUGUGAGGUAUUUUAGAUAGUAGAGUUGUCUACAAAGGUAAAAUGCUUUAUGGCUCAGAUGAAUAAAAGUUUUAAGAUUUAAUGGUUAUUAUAAAAGACUGACAUAUUUUCAUAUGAUUAGACUGCAUUCUACAAGAGCUGGAGUUUACAUGUGUUUAAACUGUAAGCUUCUUCCUGGCUUGGUUCCAGCCAUCAUAAACUACAGUACACUCACUACCAAAACACUGGUAUUACAUUUUCAUAGGUUAGUGAGACAACUCUUAAAGAUAUGUGUCUUACGUGUCUGCAUACUGCAACAAACAAUAUUUUAUAUAAAGGAGCAGGAGUAGAAGCAGGCUCGUGUCUGACUCUGAACAGGGACUUAAGAGCAGUGGGGUCCCCAACACAAGGUUGGAUUUAAGUUGUAGUGCACUAAAAGGGCUGAUCCACUGAAUAACACACCCAUGACCCGCACUAGAAUACUGCUUUUUUUUAAUCAAAAAUAGAAAACCUGGUGAAAUAUAAUGUUUCAAUGAAAGUGACUAUCAAAUGUUCUCUUAUGACUGCACCCAAAUGCUUUGUUGAUUGUGUUGUCAGUUGAAAAGUUUUAAUAAAUGACUUCUAUUGAAUAAAA
Dicentrarchus labrax (European seabass) is the source of this 3165-nucleotide messenger RNA. RefSeq names its product ceramide synthase 2. Lineage: Eukaryota; Metazoa; Chordata; Actinopteri; Moronidae. The coding region runs from base 119 to 1330 and encodes 403 amino acids. Gene Ontology annotation, molecular function: DNA binding; sphingosine N-acyltransferase activity. The transcript is spliced from 11 exons. The record is from RefSeq and is a predicted model, not a curated record. Gene Ontology annotation, biological process: ceramide biosynthetic process. Gene Ontology annotation, cellular component: membrane.